This is a messenger RNA of Lingula anatina, 434 nucleotides long. Its product is annotated as MYG1 exonuclease. Lineage: Eukaryota; Metazoa; Brachiopoda; Lingulata; Lingulida; Lingulidae. The record is from RefSeq and is a predicted model, not a curated record. Gene Ontology annotation, cellular component: nucleus; cytoplasm.
UCAAGGAGACUAUGAAUUCACUGUGUCCAGAUAAACAAUGGCAGACCAAACUUAGUAGUGCAGGAUUGGUUUAUGUCCAUUUUGGAAAAUCUAUUAUUGCACAACUACUUAACAAAAGCCCAGAAGACCCAAUCACAAGCAGCAUUUUUGACAAAGUUUAUGAAAAUUUUGUGGAAGAAAUUGAUGCUAUAGACAAUGGAAUCUCACAGACUGAUGGCGUGCCAAGGUAUCACAUAAGCACUACACUCAGCAGUAGAGUGAGCUAUUUAAACCCAGCAUGGAAUCAGGGCAAUGUGGAUGCUGAUACUAGGUUUCAUAAAGCUAUGGAAAUGGUUGGAGCAGAGUUCUUGGACAGGGUCUCCUAUUACACUGAUUCAUGGCUGCCAGCAAGAACCCUUGUGGAAAAAGCACUGGCAGGUCGCUUCAAGACGUGA